Messenger RNA from Acanthosepion pharaonis, 741 nucleotides. NCBI's taxonomy places the organism in Eukaryota, Metazoa, Mollusca, Cephalopoda, Sepiida, Sepiidae. The record is from the annotation of a GenBank genome assembly.
AUGAAUUCCUUUCUUUCUUUCUUUCUUUCUUUCUUUCUUUCUUUCUUUCUUUUCAAAUAUUCCUCCAUGUUUCUUUCGGUAUUUUUACUUUUUCAUGAAUUCCUCUCUUUCUUUCUUUCUUUCUUUCUUUCUUUCUUUCUUUCUUUCUUUCUUUCUUUCUUUCUUUACUUCCUUCUUUUCCCAUAUUCAUUGUCUUUUCCAUUUCCCCUUUUUCUAUUUGCUCUCGUAAUGCUUUUCCUACCACCAAUCUCUCUUUCUCUCUUUCAUGUUCUCUUUAUCUUCAAAUUCAUCUGUUCCCUCAUCUCUCUCUCUCUCUCUCUAUCUAUCUAUCUAUCUCUCUUUCUCUGUCGAUGUCUGUCUUCCUUCUGUCUUCCUUCUGUCUCUCUUGAUUGUCUGUCUCUCUCUCUGUGUUUUUCUCUGUCUCUCUCUUUCUCUCUAUCUAUUUCUCUCGGUUUCUCUCCGUCUGUCUGUGUUUGUCUCUCUGUAUGUCUGUCUGUCUGUCUCUCUCUGCCUAUCUGUCUGUCUUUCUUUCCAUGUGUCUGUCUCUCUGUCUGUAUCUCUGUCUGUCUGUCUGUCUCUCUGUCUGCCUUUCAUUUUUUGCCUAUCUCUUCGUGUCUCUGUUGCUCUUUGCCUAUCAGUCUGUCUCUCUUUCUAUGUAUCUAUCUCUGUCCCUGUCCAUCUGUCUCUCUCUCACUCUAUGUUUCCUUCCCGACUUCUCACUAUCUUCUAUACACAAGAUGA